This is a messenger RNA of Trichosurus vulpecula (common brushtail), 348 nucleotides long. RefSeq names its product prostate and testis expressed protein 2-like. Lineage: Eukaryota; Metazoa; Chordata; Mammalia; Diprotodontia; Phalangeridae. The coding region runs from base 1 to 348 and encodes 115 amino acids. The transcript is spliced from 3 exons. The record is from RefSeq and is a predicted model, not a curated record.
AUGGACAAGAUGUUCUUGCUGGGCCUCUCUCUUUUCUGCCUUUUGAGAGGUGGGGAGCCAAAGUUCGGUAAAAAGAAAAUUGAGAUUGUGUGUGCUACCUGUGAAAAAUUUAGAAAAGGCUCCUGUGAGGAAGGUGAAGGUACCUGUGUUACGAAGGUAAAGAAUGGAUGCAGAAGCCAGUCUCUCUAUGCAUAUGCUGAUGAAUCUAAAGGGUCGACCUAUACUUAUACUAAAAUGGAAUGUGUCGACACUUGCGGAGAGCCUAUGGUCUUCCGGGCUUGGUUUCAUUUGGUGAACAUUUGCUGUUCAGAUAAAAACCUAUGCAAUAAAGGAUAUGCACUUGCAUAA